Messenger RNA from Corythoichthys intestinalis (scribbled pipefish), 3521 nucleotides. RefSeq names its product pyrimidinergic receptor P2Y4 (gene p2ry4). The record is from RefSeq and is a predicted model, not a curated record. Gene Ontology annotation, biological process: transepithelial chloride transport; G protein-coupled receptor signaling pathway. The coding region runs from base 663 to 1700 and encodes 345 amino acids. Lineage: Eukaryota; Metazoa; Chordata; Actinopteri; Syngnathiformes; Syngnathidae. Gene Ontology annotation, cellular component: plasma membrane. Gene Ontology annotation, molecular function: G protein-coupled purinergic nucleotide receptor activity; G protein-coupled UTP receptor activity. The transcript has 2 exons.
GGGGAGAAAUUUGGGUCACUGUUGAUUUUUUUAGCAUGCCAGGUAACGUUCUGUUGAUUCUGGGUAUUUCCAGGUAACUUUCUGGUGAUUUGGGGGCAAGUCUUCUUGCACUUUAAAAUGUCAUGUCUUUAUGAUGCUGCAUUACUAUUUCAUGACUCUGAAGUGUAUCAAAGCAUGUGACCAUACAAACCAUCCAAAAAGAAAUCUGAUAUGGUGCAGCUGUUCAAAUAUUCAUCCAUACAUUUGGGGAGCAACCUCAAGACAUUUAUAGUACUUCUUAGACAUUUUUCAAAUAUAGACAUGCUGUUAGAUGUUCAUGUUACCAGUUUUUCAACUUAGUUCUCUUAAAUUUUACAUGAUUACAUCCCAUCAUGUGGUUGUGCUUCACCCAACGGUGCACAUUACAACUCCCCUGUGCCUCCGCCCCUUGGAUCUUGCAUUAACGCACUCCACUCCCCCUUAGCCAGCCCCAGCCCACUUGUUCCUCCCACUUCCACCCACGCCUCCAAAUAACUUAGCAGCGUGUCAGAUGCGCUCCAGAAAGGCCUCUGGACUUCAGUGACUUUGCACACAGAUCGAAUGUAAGGAACGCCGUGGGUGUACCUGAAGGGGACCUCGAGGUGGAUCUUGAGGGAGAGGACUCAGAUUUGUGCAGCUUCCCCAUGGAAACGGUCACCCCGGUGUCGUCCACACUGAACCAAAGCUGCCGCUUCAAUGAAGAAUUCAAAUACAUCCUUCUGCCCGUCUGUUAUUCGCUGGUUUUCGCAGCAGGCCUGGCGCUCAACGCAGCUGCUCUGUGGACCUUUGCCAAAAUGCGCCCGUGGAACGCCAGCGCAGUCUUCAUGUUCCACUUGGCACUGUCUGACUUCCUAUACGUGCUUUCACUCCCCACGCUCAUCUACUACUACGCAAACCGCAGCCACUGGCCCUUCGGCGUGGUGGCGUGCAAAAUCGUCCGCUUCCUGUUUUACGCUAACCUCUACUGUAGCAUUUUGUUGCUCACCUGUAUUAGCGUGCACCGCUACAUGGGUAUCUGCCACCCUAUCAAAGCACUGACCCUACUAAAAGCCCGUCACGCCCACCUAACGUGCGCCGCCGUGUGGAUGGUGGUAGCGGUGUGCCUAGUACCCAAGUUGGUGUUCGUCACCACAUCCAAGAGGGACAACGACACGUUGUGCCAUGACACCACUAGCCGCGACGCCUUCAGGCACUACGUGGACUACAGCUCGGCCGUAAUGGUACUUCUCUUCGGGCUUCCCUUCCUGGUCAUCGUGGUGUGCUACUGCCUGAUGGCACGGACCUUGCGCUCGUCCGCUAACCUAGCUUCGCGGGGGAAGUCCGUCAAGCUCAUUGCGGUGGUGCUGAUCGUCUUUGCAGUCAGUUUCGUGCCCUUUCACAUCACCAGGACCAUCUACUACACUGCCCGCGUCCUCAAGCUGGACUGCCAAACGCUUAACGUGGUCAACUUCACAUACAAGAUCACCAGGCCGCUAGCUAGCCUCAAUAGCUGCAUCGACCCAGUCUUGUACUUGUUGGCCGGGGACCGCUAUCGAGCCCAGAUGCUUUAUGCUCUGACUGGGAGGAGGCGGAACGAAGCUGGGCGAGUGCCCGACCGGGGCCCAGUUGACAAGAAUGCAAGUAUCGCACUGGUAUACAAGACCUUGGACGCUCAGGUCGACGGACAGGGGACAAAUUUGUAGGAAACUGAAGAAGAAAAAAAAACAUCCUUGUUUCAGGGUGUCCUCCAAAAAACUUGGUGGUAGAGGAGCCCACAAGUGGCCUCCCACAGUUUUUGAAAAAUAAAUAAAAAUGUUAAGUUGACAGGAAUUUUGAAAGUGAGACUACUAUGUGUUAUUAUAAGCCAUUUACUCAAAACCAGUCUUACAAAAAUGUCAAAAUAGUUUUAGCAAUUCUGCCCGACCAGACAAAUUCAAAGCACCACUAUAUUUUGUCAUUUUCUACCUCUUUGACCUUGUUGGCCUGCAUAUUUGAGUUGACUAGGAUAAUCUGUUAUGUAGUUAUUAAGUUCAAGCAAAAUUGCUUUUCUGACCACUGUGACCUUUGACAUCGUGAACCCAAAAUUUACCUCUUCCGUUUCAUAUUAGGAAUAUAUUCUUCAAAUGUGUUGUUAAUCCCUUUAUUUUUUUCAAUAGUUAACUUGAACAAAACCAAAGAGACAUACUAGAAAAUACAUUUCAUAAGAAAUUGCAUUUGGAGGAAUUGCUUUACAAUUUACAUCACUUCCUCAUUGGCAUUGACAACACUAUACGUCCCAUCCAUUUGGACAUCUAGCGCCAUCAAUGGCACAGAAAGAGCCAGUCCUCCCAAUUUAAAUGAAUUGGGAGUCUAUUUUCAUCAGUGGGAGGCAAUGAAUUAAUUGUGAGUCACUUCCUGUUAGGGUACUAAUGGGUGUACAUUAUCGGGCAUUACCGUGUCACUUCCUGUACAUUUUGGAUCAUUUCCUGUUGAUUUUAGAAAAAUUUCUAGGACGCUUUUAUUCGUUGGCCACUUUCUUUUGAUUUUGGGGCAUUUCUUGGUCUCUUCCUGUUGAUUUCAGUUUACUUCCUUUUUUGGGGGGCACUUACAGCUCACUUUCUGUUGAUUUUGGAGAAUUCCCUGGUCACUUCCUAUUCAAUUUGGGUCACUUGUAUGCCACCGUAUUGGCCCGAAUAUAAGACGGUGUUUUUUUGCAUUGAAAUAAGACUGAAAAAGUGGGGGUCGUCUUAUAUUGGCGGUCUAGGCAUUAUACCGAUUCACGACGCUAGAUGGCGCCCGAUAUCAUUGAAGCGAUGUUCUGUCAUGACAGAUCUCAGCUACUCAAGUUUAACCAGUUAACUUCCUGUUAGGGUACUAAUGGAUCACUGCCUGUACAUUUUGGAUCAUUUCCUGUUGAUUGUAGAAAAAAUUCUAGGAUGCUCUUAUUCGUUGGCCACUUCCUUUUGAUUUUGGGGCAUUUCUUGGUCUUUUCCUGUUGAUUUCGGUUUACUUUUUUGGGGGGCACUUACAACUCACUUUCUGUUGAUUUUGGCCCACAUUCUGAUAAUUUUGGAGAAUUCCCUGGUCACUUCCUAUAAAAUUUGGGUCACUCACUACCGUAUUGGCCCGAAUAUAAGACGUUGUUUUUUGUAUUGAAAUACGACUUUUGAAAUACGACUGAAAAAGUGGGCGUCAUCUUAUAUUCGCGGUCUAGACAUUAUACCCAUUCACGACGCUAGACGGCGCCAGAUAUCAUUGAAGUGAUGUUCAGUCAUGACAGAUCUCAGCUACUCAAGUUGAACCAGUCUGCAUUAUUUUAUUGCAAUGUUUUUCCUUAUUCAGAUUUGUUUCAAGACUACAGUUACAGUUAGACUUCACUUUGAUGGUUAAUGCAGUUAUUGCAAUUUUGUUGUUUUAUCAUUAUAGAUUGGUUUAUUUAUAUUUCAAAACCAGAAGCCAUUCAUUUACGAAUGUGAUUGCACUUUAGUUUACAUAUUUAAAUGUUCAGAUAUUAAGAUUUGAAUGAUGCAAAAAUAACAGGCUUU